Molecule: messenger RNA, 2844 nt
Organism: Saccostrea echinata
Lineage: Eukaryota; Metazoa; Mollusca; Bivalvia; Ostreida; Ostreidae
Product: ATP-binding cassette sub-family E member 1
Exons: 16
Coding region: 103-1932 (609 amino acids)
Biological process (GO): translational initiation; ribosomal subunit export from nucleus; translational termination
Molecular function (GO): ATP hydrolysis activity; ribosomal small subunit binding; iron ion binding
Source: RefSeq, a predicted model, not a curated record
CCCUUCAAAAACCGGCUUCCGCCAGGUGAAAAGGAAGUCCGAGUGCCACAGAAGCAUUUGGAUUGAAAACCUGUUGACGGAUUUUUAUUCAUUCAGGAGAAAAUGUCGAGAAAAAAUGACAAAUCUACAGCCCCAGCUGACAAACUGACUCGUAUUGCAAUUGUGAGCAAUGACAAAUGUAAGCCAAAAAGAUGCAGGCAGGAGUGCAAAAAGUCAUGUCCUGUUGUCAGAAUGGGAAAAUUAUGCAUUGAGGUAACUCCUGCAGACAAAAUUGCUUUCAUUUCUGAGGAGCUCUGUAUUGGAUGUGGUAUCUGUGCCAAGAAAUGUCCUUUUGAAGCUAUAUCCAUCAUCAACUUACCCAGUAAUCUGGAAAAAGACACAACCCACCGAUACAGUGCCAACUCCUUCAAACUUCACAGACUUCCAAUUCCCAGACCAGGAGAGGUGCUGGGUUUGGUCGGCACCAAUGGUAUUGGAAAGUCCACUGCACUGAAAAUUUUGGCAGGAAAACAGAAACCAAACUUAGGACGCUUCAAUGAUCCUCCUGACUGGACAGAGAUCCUGACCUACUUCCGAGGAUCAGAACUGCAAAACUUCUUCACAAAAAUCCUUGAGGAUGAUCUGAAGGCCAUUAUUAAGCCUCAGUAUGUAGAUCAGAUCCCAAAGGCCGUCAAGGGAUCUGUUCAGCAGUUACUGGACAAAAAGGAUGACCUAGGAAAUCAGACAGAAGUGUGUAAACAACUGGAUCUAGUAAAUGUCAAAGACAGAAAUGUGGAGGAUCUAUCAGGAGGGGAACUUCAGAGGUUUGCUUGUGCCAUGGUGUGUAUACAGAAGGCUGAUAUUUUCAUGUUUGAUGAGCCCUCAAGUUACCUGGACGUCAAACAGAGACUGAAGGCUGCCCUGGCUAUCCGACAAUUGAUUCAUCCAGACAAGUUCAUCAUUGUGGUAGAACAUGACUUGUCUGUGUUGGAUUAUCUCUCAGACUUUAUCUGUUGUCUCUAUGGAGUUCCCGGGGCCUAUGGGGUUGUUACUAUGCCUUUCAGUGUCAGAGAAGGAAUCAACAUUUUCUUGGAUGGAUUUGUCCCGACAGAAAAUCUAAGGUUCAGAGAGUCGUCCUUGACAUUCAAGGUCGCAGAAACAGCCUUGGAAGAAGAAAUCAAGAGGAUGUGUAGAUAUGAAUAUCCAGACAUGAUGAAAAAGAUGGGAAGUUUUGAACUCAGGGUUGGUAGUGGACAGUUCACAGAUUCAGAAAUCAUUGUGAUGUUGGGUGAGAAUGGAACAGGGAAGACGACAUUUAUCAGAAUGCUGGCAGGAAAACUGACACCAGACGAAGGAGGGCCAUGCCCAAUGUUAAAUGUAAGCUACAAGCCACAGAAGAUUAGCCCCAAGUCCCAGGGUACUGUGAGACAGCUACUGCAUGAAAGAAUCAGGGAUGCUUAUGUACACCCACAGUUUGUGACAGAUGUCAUGAAGCCUCUCAUGAUAGAAAACAUCAUUGACCAAGAGGUUCAGAACUUGUCUGGAGGAGAGUUACAGAGAGUGGCCUUAGCUCUGUGUCUAGGAAAACCAGCAGACGUGUACCUGAUUGAUGAGCCAUCUGCUUAUCUGGAUUCUGAACAGCGUCUGCAUGCUGCAAAAGUCAUCAAGAGAUUUAUUUUGCAUGCCAAGAAGACUGCCUUUGUAGUGGAGCACGAUUUCAUCAUGGCUACAUACCUUGCCGACCGGGUUGUGGUCUUUGAUGGAUCUCCUUCUAUCAGUACAAAGGCUAAUAGUCCUCAGUCACUUUUGAAUGGAAUGAAUAACUUCCUUGAAUCCCUGGACAUCACAUUCAGACGAGAUCCCAACAACUUCAGACCCCGAAUCAACAAACUCAACUCUGUCAAGGACACUGAACAGAAGAAGAGUGGUAACUUCUUUUUCUUGGAGGACUGAAACUAGGUCAGUACGACCCUGGAGCUCGUUAGCUUGGGCUCUCCGAGCUCUAACAUUGUGUUCUGGUGCCUGGCUGUUAUUCUACAAGAAAAUGGUGGAUGAGUUUGUUACACAUACAAAUUAAAAAAGAGAUAAUCUUGGAAAACCUUUCAAAACUUGAUAUUAAAUUAUGAAUUGUAUUUGCAAUUGUCUGUAAUUUUGCAUUGUGCCCAAAGAUGUUAUUCAUGAUGAAGGUUAUUUUGGUGUUGUUAAAAACUUUAUAAUGUAAAAAUUAACAGUUAUAGGUCUACAUGUAUAUAAUGGUUAUGACAAAUUCCUUAUUAGAAUAUGCAGAAUAAGAAAAAAGAAAAACAAGAGAGAACUUAAUAUUCUGCUCAUUGACCAACUGAUCAAAAAAAAAAAAUGAAAUUAAGAUCUUGACCUUGAAUACUGUACAUGCGUCAACUUGAUAUAUUUUGAGACAAGUAGAUAUACUUUUAUAAAUCCUUUUAGAAGUAUACUGAUGUAGACCAAGAGAGUAUGGCCAGACACAAUUUUAUUUUUCAAUAUUAUGGUUAUUACAGACAUUUUUGACAAAAAAUGGUUAAAGGUUAUAUUUACUGCACACUGCUGGUGUGCUGAUCUUUAUGCAUUGUGAUAGAAAUGUGACAAUGACUUCUUUGUUUUUCUCAAAUUUGAAAUCUGAAUAUACCAAACUACUGUUACCUCAAAGAGUAUCAAACAAAGUUUCCCCCAAGUGACGCUGUUUGCUUUCAGACUUUCUUAAAUUGCCCCUUUUAUUUCCAGUUUACAUUGAAGGUGCAGUUGAAUGUAAAUUAUUUUUAAUUUUUGUUGAAUUUAUUGGUAGGUGCAAUUGUGAAAAAAAACAACAACAAAGAAUUUCAUUUUGAUAUUUCAAUAAAUGAUCUAAGC